AUGUGUCCUUGCGAAGACCGUCGUCCUCCUCCGCCUGGAGCUUUCUGGACUCCGCCGCCGACGUCCAACACGAGAACAAGAGAUUAUGCGGCGGCGAUGCCGAUGUCGGAGAGGAGGAGACCACCGUCUAUGGAGAACCGUGAUCCCUUCCACAUCAUUCACAAGGUUCCUUCCGGUGAUUCUCCUUACGUCAGAGCCAAACAUGCGCAGUUGGUAUCUAAAGAUCCGAAUCGAGCAAUAUCAUUGUUCUGGGCUGCGAUCAACGCUGGAGAUCGAGUUGAUAGUGCGUUGAAGGACAUGGCCGUUGUGAUGAAACAGUUAAACCGAUCUGAUGAAGGAAUUGAAGCUAUCAAAUCCUUUCGGUAUCUCUGUCCUUUGGAGGCCCAAGACUCCAUUGAUAACUUACUUCUCGAACUCUUCAAAAAGUCAGGGAGGAUCGAAGAAGAAGCUGGAUUACUUGAGCACAAGCUGAAAACACUCGAGCAAGGAAUGGGAUUUGGUGGUAGAGUCAUCAGAGCGAAAAAGGUCCAAGGGAAACAUGUCACGAUGACGAUCGAGCAAGAGAUGGCGAGGAUCCUAGGGAACUUGGGAUGGGUUCAUUUACAGCUGCAUAACUAUGGAAUUGCAGAGCAGCAUUACAGGAGAGCUUUGUGUUUGGAACCGGACAAGAACAAAAUGUGCAACCUGGCGAUCUGCUUGAUGCGUACGGGUCGAAUUCCAGAAGCUAAAUCUCUGAUUGAUGAAGUAAAAGUAACUACUGUAGAGAGUGAAUGCGGAGAAGAAGCAUUCUUGAAGUCUUAUGAUCGAGCUGUUGAGAUGUUAGCAGAAACAGAAUCGAAAAAACCAGAAGGUGAUGAUCUUGCGGAGAAGUUCUAUGCGGGAUGUUCAUUUGCAAACGUGAUGAAGGAAAACAAACCUCCUGGAAUCGCAAACAAGCACUACUGGAAUGUUCCUUCUUCUCCUGCAUCUGCUGCUAAAGCUCCUGGAAUCGCAAACAGGAACUACCGGAAUGUUCCUUCUUCUCCAGCAUCUGCUAGACAAAACUCGGCAGGUUUUUUUACUCAACCACGAGGAUGCAAAUGGGAUCAGAGGAAAGGGAUGUAUGAAGAAGAGACGAGAGGUGCAGCUCGAAAGCUAUCGUUUGGGAAACCUUUUGGUUCUGAGCAUGUUAGGAUUUUGAAGAGAGGAGAAGAAGAAGAAGCCAUGAAGGGAAAGAGACUUGACCAGAACAUGAUUCAUGGUCUUCAUGAAUUCAUCAAAGAUGCUGCAGAUUGUAUGAAUAGUGGUUCUAAGAAAAGCUGGGCAGAUAUCGCUGAAGAGGAAGAAGAAGAAAACGCAAAGAGAUUGCAGGAAGAGCUUAAAGCAACAGAGGUUUAG
Microthlaspi erraticum is the source of this 1377-nucleotide messenger RNA. Lineage: Eukaryota; Viridiplantae; Streptophyta; Magnoliopsida; Brassicales; Brassicaceae. The record is from the annotation of a GenBank genome assembly.